Molecule: messenger RNA, 1790 nt
Organism: Archocentrus centrarchus (flier cichlid)
Lineage: Eukaryota; Metazoa; Chordata; Actinopteri; Cichliformes; Cichlidae
Gene: serpine3
Product: serpin peptidase inhibitor, clade E (nexin, plasminogen activator inhibitor type 1), member 3
Exons: 9
Coding region: 265-1626 (453 amino acids)
Biological process (GO): negative regulation of endopeptidase activity
Molecular function (GO): serine-type endopeptidase inhibitor activity
Source: RefSeq, a predicted model, not a curated record
GAGACAUGCCUCCCUCCGCCUGGCUCCUUAUAGCCCCGCGGAGGUAGGAAUCCCGGACGAGUGGUACGGACAUCGCCGACGGAGACCGCAAAUACGGAGCGGAGCGUUCCCCUUUAAACACGGUCUCAUGACUACAGACCGCUUCAGACUGAACCAGAGGCUGACAGCCCAGAACAGAAGAGGGGUUACUCAGUGACAGGAAGCCGGGCACACAGUGACUGACAGCCGGGGAAAGACGGGACACAGCUCCACUACAGAGGCUGAAUGGUUGGUGUCCAGCCAGAGAGAACAGCUGGAGUUAAACGGAUACUACCUCACCUGUCCGCAGGAUUGAGUUUUUUUGGGCCACGUGUUGCACCCUGUGGACGCUUCCUCUCCUGCAGCACUGAGGAGAUGUGUCGCCUGCCAGUGGCUUCACUUGUCAUUUGCUUCUGGUUGGUGGAGAGAAGCUACUGCAACAGCAGCCUUCAGGACAGCAUGAGAGAGCUGCACGCCAGGUUCGCCGUCAGCCUCUACCAGACACUCACAGAGACGGAGAACAACUCCAACUUGAUCAUGUCACCAGUUAGUGUCUCCUUGUCUCUUGCGCUGCUGCAGCUCGGUGCCAGGGGAAAUACGCUUGCUCAGCUGGAGGGAACACUGGGGUACAACGUGAAUGAUGCCCAGGUACAGGACUUCCUGUUGCACUCCCAGGGCAACAUGAACAACAGCAGCCAGGGCAUGUGGCUGCAGCAGGCCUGCACAUUAUUCGUCCAGAGUGGUGUCCAGCUCCUGCCCGAGUUCACACAGCAUGCAGCAGCGUGGGCCAACACCAGCGUGGUCCGAGCCAACUUAAGCCAGCCCAAUCAGACCCACCAGGAUGAGUCUUGGCAUCUGCAGGCGGGAAGCGUCAGUGGCGACCUGUCCGGCUCAGGCGAGGCCCAGGCAGAGGCUCUGUGGUGGGGACACCGGCUGCAGGUGGCGCUGGUCAACACAGUGGCCUUCAAGGGCGUCUGGCAGAAGCAGUUCCUGUUCACCAACACCCAGAACCUGCCCUUUGUCCUCUCCGAUGGGAAUGUGAUCAAGGUGCCCAUGAUGCAUCAGGCCGCAGAGGUUAGCUUUGGUCAGUUUAGGACGGCAUCAGAACAGCGCUACACCGUGUUGGAGAUGCCGUACCUGGGCCGCUCCCUGUGCCUGCAGGUGGUCCUGCCCAGUGAGAGGAAGACAACGCUGUCCUCCCUCGAGUCCCAGCUCACCGCACGCCAGCUGGCAUCCUGGGACAGUGGCCUGCGGAGAACCAAGAUGGACAUUUUCCUGCCAAGAUUUAAAAUGCAAAACAAAUUCAACCUGAGGUCGGUGCUCCCCGCUAUGGGCAUCAGUGACGCCUUUAACCCGACAGCAGCUGACUUCACUGGAAUAUCAGUUGAGGAGGGUCUUUAUGUGUCCGAUGCCUUCCAUGAAGUAAGAAUAGAAGUCACAGAGGAGGGGACAAAGGCAGCUGCUGCGACCGCUAUGGUGCUACUCAAAAGAUCCCGUGCUCCCGUUUUCAAGGCGGACCGGCCGUUCUUAUUUCUGGUUCGACAGAUUAAAACAGGAUCCAUCCUCUUUAUGGGCCGAGUAAUGAACCCAGCAGACCAAUCAUCUUAAGGCUGUUCUACUUAAACCACCACUCGUGUUCACAUCCACUUCUACAGCAGCCCGUUUCACUACCGGUAUUUAUUUGUGGACCAAAAGGAGGCUCCACGGACACUUCAGGAAGAGGGACGUUAUUUUUUGUACAUAUCUGUAAAUAAAAUUUUAAUGUUUUUACA